AUGACUGUGAAUCCUAUUGGGUACAGUGGAGGGUUGGCGUUACUCUGGAAGAACUCUGUAAAUAUUUCGUUUAAGCAUGUAGAUAAGCACUUGGUUGAUCUCGAGGUUCAGAUGGGAGGUGAAACUUUCUUCAUGUCGUGCAUACAUGGAGAACCUGUCAGGAAGAAUAGACCAAGAUUAUGGGAGAGGCUUUCUCGCAUAGGUGCACACCGUAAGGAAGCUUGGUGCAUGAUAGGAGAUUUCAACGAAAUUAGGAACAAUGAUGAAAAGCUUGGAGGGCCUAGGCGGAGUGACAAGUCCCUUGAACCCUUCAAUGAUAUGUUAUCAGUGAGCGAGAUGUCAGAACUGCAAGCGUCUGGAAACAACUUGACAUGGGGAGGUUUGAGAUGGCUAAAAUGGAUCCAGAGCAGGCUUGAUAGGUGCUUUGGAAACAAACAAUGGUUCAAAAACUUUCCGGCAUCAAAUCAGAGUUUUCUAGACAUGAGAGGGUCGGAUCACAGACCGGUGCUGGUCAAGUUGUUGGAGUCUACGGAAUCCUACAGACGAAGUUUCAAAUUUGAUAGUAGAUUUCUGAACAAGCCUGGAGUCAAGGAAGAAAUUAAGAAGGUGUGGCUGACUAAUCAUAAGUUUUUUGGAUCAUCGGUAUCAGACAAACUCAAGCAAUGCCGCAAGUCCUUGAGUAGAUGGAAGAAGAAUUUCAACCUGAACUCCAGGGAUAAAUUGGUGCAUAUUCAAAUAGCUCUGGAAGCGGAACAAUCAUCUAGUUUCCCGUCUGGAGUAAGAGUGAAUUACCUGAAAACUGAGUUGAUCAAGUCAUACAGAGAGGAAGAAAAGUACUGGAAGCAGAGGAACAAGGAUAAAUGGGCCACUAAAGGUGAUCUCAAUACCAGAUAUUAUCAUGCUUCGGUCAAAGCGAACAGAAAUAGGAAGAGAAUUGAUAAGUUGAUGGAUGAGAGAGGGCAUCUACAAUUCUCUGAAGCUGCGAAGGCUCAGGUUGCUACAAAUUACUUCAAUAAAUUGUUCAAGGCAGGAGAGGCUGGGAAUUAUGAUCAGCUGUUUGAAGGAUUUACUGCUAAAGUCUCCGUGACUAUGAAUGAAUUGCUGACAAGGGAGGUAACUAACGAGGAGGUCAGAGAUGCGGUUUUUUCUAUCAAUCCAUCAAGUGCACGGGCCAGAUGGAAUGUCAGGCUUAAACCUCUGCUCCCGGACUUAGUAUCUGCAACACAGUCAGCGUUUGUCGAAGAAUGGCUUAUCACUGAUAACAUUCUCAUUGCUCAUGAGAUGGUGCAUGCGCUGAGGACCAAUGAUAACUUCUCUAAAGAUUUCAUGGCUAUCAAAUCCAACAUGUACAAGGCCUACGAUCGGGUUGAGUGGAAUUAUUUGAAGGCGAUGUUGAGGGCUUUGGGUUUUGCUGAGGGCUUGAUUCACAUGUUGAACACGGCAGCAAGGAAUGAUAAGAUUCAGGGCAUCAGAUUCGAUGAAGAGGGUCCGAUGAUUCAUCACAUGUUAUUCGCCGACGACAGUUUGCUAAUCUGUAGAGCGAAUCAGGACCAAGCUGCAGAGUUGAUGAGAAUCCUUAAGGUGUAUGAGAAAGCGACUAGUCAACAAGUGAGUAUAGCUAAGUCCGCGAUUACUUUUGGAUCCAAGGUGCACGAGGAUGUUAGAAAUGUGAUCAAAAGAGUUACCAGAAUCCAGAAGGAAGGGGGUUCAGGUUCCUACUUAGGAUUGCGUGAAUGCCUUAGUGGGUCCAAGACGGAAAUGCUGGCGUACAUCUACGACAUGCUAAAGGAUAGGCUAUCAGGAUGGUUCAUGAAACAGUUGUCGCUUGGAGGGAAGGAAAUUCUAAUCAAGGCAGUGGCCAUGGCUAUGCCUAUCUAUGCCAUGUCCUGUUUUAAAUUAACGAAGACGUCCUGUGAAAACUUGACAAGAGCAAUCGCAGAUUUCUGGUGGAAUUCCUUAGAGAACAAGAGAAAGUUGCACUGGUUGAGUUGGUCGAAACCAUCACUGGCAAAGGAUCAAGGUGGAUUGGGCUUUAAAGAUAUUCAAAGCUUCAAUCAAUCGUUAUUGGCCAAACAGGCGUGGAGGAUCCUCAAUGAGCCGGAAUCUCUUUUUGCCAAAGUUUUCAGGAGCCGCUACUUCCCCUUUGGCGAAUUCUUAGCUGCCGCAAACGGGCCUAGACCCUCCUAUGCUUGGCGGAGCAUUCAGUUUGGCAAGGAAUUACUUGUUAUGGGCAUCAAAAAGAAGAUUGGCAAUGGUAAGACAGUGUCUGUGUGGGUUGAUGCUUGGAUUGAAGGUGGAGUGAUGAGGAGACCUGUAACGAAAAACAUUUUUGUCGACCUCUUGCUCUACGUAGAUAAGUUGAUUGACGAGGAAAAUAGAUGCUGGAAUUUAAACAUCCUUCACGAUCUGUUCUUUGAGGAAGACGUCGCAAGGAUAAUGGCAAUGAAACCAGUCUUUGAGGGAGAUGAUUUCUGGGUGUGGCAGCACAACAAGCAUGGAAGCUACUCGGUUAAAUCGGGGUAUUGGCUAAAAAACAGAAUGGCGAGGGAGGAAGAGAUCAGAGAAGCUGAAGCCAUGCCCUCUCUAAAUGAGUUGAAGAGUGCGGCGUGGAAACUCAAGACUCCUCCUAAGAUUAAAACUUUUCUAUGGAGAGCCUUGAGCAAUGCGAUUUCUGUAGGUGAACUGCUUGUGAAGAGAGGCAUCAAGUUGGAUCCGUGUUGUCAAGCCUGCGGGUUCCAAGGAGAAUCAAUCAAUCACAUCCUCUUCACAUGUCAUGUUGCGCGCCAAGUUUGGGCUUUGGCGAAUGUUCCUUCUCCCCCAGGCGGCUUUGAUUUGACAUCUCACUACGCCAACAUUCAUCACCUAUUCUCAAUGGGGUCUAACAAAUCAAUCCCAAGCAAGGUACGUAAUGCUCUGCCAUGGAUCACUUGGUUUCUUUGGAAGAACAGGAACAAUCUGAUGUUUGAAGGAAAACAAUCUGGUUUGCUUGAGCUGGUGGAAAUUUUUUUUGUGGAGUCUGAGAUGUGGAGUUUAGCGCAAGUGGAAGAGCAAAAAGAGGACUUAGAAGAACGAGGUGAUGGCACGGCUUGA
Molecule: messenger RNA, 3090 nt
Organism: Brassica napus (rape)
Lineage: Eukaryota; Viridiplantae; Streptophyta; Magnoliopsida; Brassicales; Brassicaceae
Exons: 3
Coding region: 1-3090 (1029 amino acids)
Molecular function (GO): catalytic activity
Source: RefSeq, a predicted model, not a curated record